Bactrocera latifrons is the source of this 1676-nucleotide messenger RNA. RefSeq names its product nuclear pore complex protein Nup50 (gene Nup50). Gene Ontology annotation, biological process: protein import into nucleus. Gene Ontology annotation, cellular component: nuclear pore. Lineage: Eukaryota; Metazoa; Arthropoda; Insecta; Diptera; Tephritidae. The transcript has 3 exons. The record is from RefSeq and is a predicted model, not a curated record. The coding region runs from base 87 to 1574 and encodes 495 amino acids.
AUACAACACUGCAGUAUAAAACACACUAUUGAAUUUUGCUAUCCACGAGCAAUAUAAAUAAUUAAUAUUAAUUUAUUUAUUAUAUCAUGGCCGGAAAAAGACAGGCAACAUCUAACUUAAAUCAUGAAAAUUGGGACCAGGAAGAUGAGCCUGAAGAGCGCGGAACAUUUCGAAAAGCUUCAGAAGAUGAAUUAAAAAAUCGUGUUAUUAAGAAGGCGCGUAGGAAGGUUGUUACCGGCAACAGCGGUGAAGACGCUACCGAUGACGGAGCGCCAAAAAGCGUUUUUAGUGGUUUCGCAGGUUUUGGUAAGCCAUCGAAUGCUGCUCCAUCAGGAUCUCCCUUCUCAUUUUUGUCGAAAGCCUCUACGUCGCCUGCAGAUGUUUCUAAUGCAGCCACUACAAAACCAUCAUUUUCAUUUGGUACAAAUAUUAAAACAGCUCCAAUUAUUGAAAAGGAAGGCAAAACUUCUGCCGGAAAUGGUAAUGUGGUUAAAGAAAAUGCGAAGGAGAGCAAGGGUAAAUCUACUAGCUAUCAAUGCAAAAUAAAAAGCUUAAACGAGGCUGUAACAGAGUGGAUAAAAACCCACGUAGAGAAAAAUCCACUUUGUAUUCUUACACCGAUUUUCAAGGAUUAUGAUAAAUAUAUCAAAGAAAUAGAAGAUGAAGAACAAAAUGCGGAGCAACUGAAAGCAAGUAACGACAGCGCAAGUGUUAAAAAUACUUCAUCAGAUGCACCUACAGAUACACCAACACUUGGGAAUUUUAAAUUUUCCGCAUUUUCUAAACCUACUACAAGCACACUUUCGACCAGUAGCACGAGUGCUUUGUUUUCUUUUAGUUCAACACCGGCCUCAUCCGCAGCUGCUCCAAGUGCUUCGAGCGUAUCUAAGCCAGCAGAAACAACCAAACCGAGCACAUUUAGCUUUGGCAUAAAACAUACGGAAAACAAAAAUAAUGUAACAGACAGUCAAACUUCGUCUCCGUCUAAGGGAUUUAGUUUUGGUCUUAAAACAGAUAACAAGCCAUCAACUUCAAUGCCAUUUACAUUCGGCAAACCGGCAACCAAUGGUGAUUCGAGCGAAAAGAAAUCGCCCUCAUUUAGUUUUACUCCUAGUUCUACCCCAUUCAGUUUCGGUAAUAUAAAACCACCUGCUGAUCCAACUCCUUCAACUUCCACUGAUGCUAAUUUGGCUGAUGAUGAAGAAGAUCAACCACCAAAAGUUGAAUUUAAACAGGUUGUGGAAGAAGAUGCGGUGUACUCCAAGAAAUGUAAAGUUUUUGUUAAAAAAGAUGGAGCGUUUACCGAUCAUGGUGUGGGUACAUUAUACUUGAAACCAGUAAAAGACUCUGAAAAGACACAACUACUUGUACGCGCUGAUACAAACCUCGGAAACAUUCUUGUGAACUUAAUUUUAAGCGCCGGCAUCCCUACUCAGCGAAUGGGUAAAAACAACGUGAUGAUGGUAUGUUUUCCUACGCCRGAUGUAGAAAAGGCAACAUCGAUGCUGUUACGCGUUAAAACUGCAGAAGAGGCUGACGAGCUAUUGGCAGAACUAGAAAAGCACAAGAAAUGAAGAGUUUCAAUUAUUUUGCUUUUAAAUUGUUAUACACUUUGGUUGUACUUUUAAUGCGUAUGGAAAAUUUUAAGAAUUCUACCAAUAAAACUAAAAUUUGAA